AUGUCGAACUGUCUUGUAACACCUCAUAUCAAAUCAAAACUUGAAAUUAUAUGUGUCAAAAUUAGAUUUUAUUUCCCACACUGGUAUUGUAGCAGCAAUAUACGAGCAUACCGAUAUGGCGUUUCUCGAAGUACAGAGAGUCCCGUUCUUGAUGAUAUUGUCAUGUCUUACCUAUUUGCUCAGUGGCGAGAAGAUUUUGUCCACGGGUGGGUAAAAAUGGCUGUGACUCAUGAAACACAGGAAGAAUGUCUUGGAAUGGCUGUUCUUGAUAUAAUGAGAAUGGCCAAAGAAAAGGACCAAACUCCAUUGGCCAUUUACAAUUCUGUAAGCUACAAAAUGUUUUUGCCAAAAUGCAUCAGAGAAAAAAUUCAAGAAUAUCAUAUUUUGACACGAAAAAGAAUAAGGUACAGAUUCCGGAAAUUUAUUCAACAAUUCAGCCAGUGCAAAACAACUGCCAGAAAUCUGAAACUGAAGUAUCUCAUUAAUUUGGAAAGCCUCCAGUCUGCCUUUUACUCAGAAGAGUUUAAAGUGAAGGAUCCUGGAAGAGAACCUACAAAUGCAGAAUCUUUUGCAACCAUUAUUAUAAGUGGAAAUGGCGGGAUACAGUGUUCCAGAGGAAAACAAAAUGCCAGUGAGGUGCUUGCAGAUGAGGACAUACAAACCUACUGUGAUUUUCCUGAUAUUAUAGAUGUCAGUAUUAAGCAAGCAAAUCAAGAAAGUUCUGGAGAAAGUAGAAUUGUAACCAUUCACAAGCAGGACAGCAAGAAUCUGGUACUGAGCUAACUUUGGUGACUUUGUGUUAAGAGUAUUAACACAAAGUCAAAUAGAUUGGUCAAAUAGAUUGGAUAAUAUGCUUUGCAUUUUAGCAUUACUUUGGUAUCUAAUACAGCCACAGAAAGCAAUUAUAGAAACAGUUAUUUCUACAGUGUAUAAUAAAAUUAUU
This is a messenger RNA of Notechis scutatus (mainland tiger snake), 943 nucleotides long. NCBI's taxonomy places the organism in Eukaryota, Metazoa, Chordata, Lepidosauria, Squamata, Elapidae. The record is from RefSeq and is a predicted model, not a curated record.